AUGGCGUCUUCCAGCGCCAUUGGAAAGCUGUCACGCGAGGAGUUCCGUAGGCAAAAGGACCUCGAUGCUGCUCGAAAAGCUGGUACCGCACCUGCCGCAAUAGACGAGGAGGGAAGGGCUAUCAACCCUCAUAUCCCGCAAUACAUCUCUCAGGCUCCUUGGUAUUUGGACACCGGAGCGCCGUCACUCAACCAUCAGCGCCGGCCCGCGGAGGAGCGUGUUCCUCCCAAACUUGACGCUUGGUACGAUAGGAACAUACAGACUGGCCCGGCUGCGAAGAAGUACCGCAAGGGCGCGUGCGAGAACUGCGGUGCCAUGGGACACAAGAAGCAGGAGUGCACUGAGCGACCACGAAAGAAAGGGGCGAAGUACUCCAACAAGAACAUCCGAGCUGACGAGGUGCUGCAGGAGGUGCCGACGGGUUAUGAUGCGAAGCGGGAUCGUUGGAACGGGUAUGACACCGCAGAGCACAAGAACAUCUAUGAGGAGUACGAGGCGGUCGAGGCGGAGCGACAGAGGUUGAGGGAGGAGAAGAUUGACAACCAGACGACAACGGAUCUUGCAGCGGUCAGGAAGGUGGCGAAGGCAGGCAAGGGGGAGAAGAAGGAAGGGGAUGCUGACUUCGGGUCUAGCGAUGAGGAAGACGCAGAUGAGGACAAAUAUGCUGAUGCUGCGGACGCCGUCGGGCAGAAGAUGGACACGAAGACGCGGAUAACGGUCCGUAAUCUGCGUAUCCGUGAGGACACGGCAAAAUACCUCGUCAACUUGGACCCUUCGAGUGCGUACUAUGAUCCGAAGACGCGUUCGAUGCGCGACAAUCCGGUCCAAAAUAUGCCUCCGGAGGAUGCUGUGUUUGCAGGUGACAACUUUUUGCGGCACUCUGGUGAGGCGCCAGAUGUCCAAGAGUUGCAACUGUUUGCGUGGCAAGCAGCCGCGAGGGGCAAUGAUGUCCAUUUGAACGCCAACCCCACGCAGGGCCAGCUUCUUCACAAGCAAUUUAGGCAGAAAAAAGAAGAGUUGAAGGACGCAACGAAGAUUAGUAUCUUGGACAAGUAUGGCGGCGAGAAAUAUUUGGAGAAGGCGCCAAAAGAGCUAUUGCAGGGACAAACCGAAGAAUAUGUGGAGUAUUCGCAGACAGGUCAAAUCAUUCACGGUAAGGAACGAGCGAAAGUUCGUUCAAAGUAUCCUGAAGAUGUGCUCGUCAACAAUCAUGUCGCGGUGUGGGGCUCUUGGUACGACCUCGCCUCUGGAACAUGGGGUUAUGCUUGCUGUCACUCCGUCAUCCAUCUUUCGUACUGUACUGGAGAAUCUGGCAAGGAAGCCGCGCAAGCGUCCAGUGCUCAGAGUCUCCUUGCUUCGUCUGCUCCCGCUGCCCCUCAAGCUGAUGCUGCAUCUAAGCCACACUUGGAGGAAUCCGGACAUACUGACAAGGGUAAGGCGCCCGGAAAGAAGAGGUACGAAGAUGGGGAGAAAAUUGACCAGGAUAAAAUGACGGGGGUCCUCAACGAGGAGAGGAAGAGGAAAUCGAGGGCAGACGAAGGGGACGAUCGAUUCACGAAGAAGUCAAAAAGUGACGAGCGAGAGACCGAGAAGUUCGACGUGACUGAAGGCGAGCUGGAGGUAUAUCGGCGAGGCCGACGAAUGACAGAGGACCCUAUGGCUAAUUACGUGGAUACGGACGUAUAG
Molecule: messenger RNA, 1686 nt
Organism: Heterobasidion irregulare TC 32-1
Lineage: Eukaryota; Fungi; Basidiomycota; Agaricomycetes; Russulales; Bondarzewiaceae
Exons: 6
Coding region: 1-1686 (561 amino acids)
Biological process (GO): mRNA splicing, via spliceosome
Cellular component (GO): spliceosomal complex
Molecular function (GO): pre-mRNA 3'-splice site binding; zinc ion binding
Source: RefSeq, a predicted model, not a curated record